AUGAGAAUUCCCGAAUGUGCUGCAAAAGUGGGAGAAUGUGAUGAGAGUAAGGGACGUCCGGUUUGUGGCACAGAUGGUCAAACAUAUCCCACCCGUUGUCACUUAUUAAGAGUACAAUGUAGUGGUCAUCAAGUAAGCAUUAGAUAUCGAGGGCUGUGUAAAGCCUGCAAUGUAGCCCGUGAAUAUGCUCUUAAGCAUCGCACCAAAAAUCCUCUUAAAUUUAUUCCACGUUGUAAAAAGGAUGGUACUUAUGCUCCCAUACAAUGUCUCACGAAUAGUGGUUGCUGGUGCAGUGAUAUUACGGGGACACCUAUUGAUAAUACCACGGUACGUACAGUGGGCCGUCUCAAAUGCCGUGAGUUUACUAAGGCCUACACCCGACGUUCACCAUCACGCAAUGCAAGUGGCAAUAAGAAAAGAUCUUGCAGUCAAGAUGAUCGUGCCACGUUUAAUACAAAUCUUAUAGGGCUCUUUCAUAGUGAAUACUUAAGGGUGGGAUUUCAAUUAAAUAAGAAUCGUAAAACGGAUGCCUUGGUGCCAACACUGGAUGAGACAGAGGUUCUUAAUUGGAAAUUUAGCGAUUUGGAUGUGAAUAACAAUCAAAUGUUGGAUAAAAAUGAAUUUCGUGAAUUGAAGAAACUUGUCAAGAGGGCUGUGAAACCCAGACGUUGUGGACGUGCUUUUGGCAAAUUUUGUGAUGUUGACAGUGAUGCACGUUUAUCACGUCUAGAAUGGAAUAAUUGUCUAUCCAAAGAUGGUAUUAACAGACAUUUAAUAAAUAUGGGUCAGAAACAUAAUAACACAAAAAAACAUCGUAAAAAUAAUCACCAUCUCUUACACACCAACACGGCCUAUCGUCAUUCGUCCGCCUCUGCCUCUGCCUCCUCCACUAACCAACACCAAAACCAACACUCUAUCCAAGACAACAACCAUUCACAUCUCGAUCACAAUCAAAAUUCGAAUCCUAAUCCAAAUCAUUUUAACAUACUACAUCAUAACAAUAAUAAUCAUCAAAAUCGUUUACGUCCAGAUUCUUAUGAAAAUGAAAGUAAUCCAGCCGAUGAUGAGGAUGACGAUGAUAAUAGUAGUCAUACAGCGGAUUAUACUGAUGAUUAUGAGGAUGUUGAUGAUGAUCAUAUGGCGUCAAUCAAUUCACCUACAAAAUUUCCAUCUAUCAAUAGGAAUCUUUUUCUAGUUUUAAGCACCAGCGCUAGCGUCAACACCAAGAGCAAGGAUAAUGAACCAGAUUACGCGGCAUGUUUUGCCGAUCGUAAAGAUGCUCUUACACAAAAUGAGGAGAAUUUAAAGAAUGGUAAAAAAGUUGGUCAUGUUCCGAUUUGUACGCCGGAUGGUCGUUUCCAGCGUGUGCAAUGUUAUAACUCAAUAUGUUGGUGUGCUGAUGAGGAAACGGGUGAAACUUUAAAUGGUACUAGCGUUAAAAAUCGUGUGCCUCAAUGUGGUGCCGUGACACGAGCUAUGAAGGGUUGUCCUAAUGAGGUUAAAGUAGUUUUUCUUAAAGAUCUCAAAGAAUUUUUGAAAACCAAAAUAAUUGCUGGCUCAAAUGAGGGAACAAAUACAACUCAGUGGAAAUCAGAAGAUGAGCGUAUCGCUACCUUAAGUUUUGUGAUAUUGGAUAAGAAUAAAAAUAAGUCUUGGGAAAGGAAGGAAUGGAAAACAUUUAGAGAAUUAGUAACUAAUAAUAGAACUUUGCGACGAUGUGGUCGCAAAAUGCCAAGAUAUUGUGAUGUUAAUAGUGAUAAGAAAGUUACCUUAAGCGAAUGGCUAAGUUGUCUACAAACUCAUAGAGUAGAACAAAAUACACAACCCGAUUUUAAACCACCCAUUCAUAUGUUAUCAAACGAUACAACUUUUGCAAAACCACCCAAACUCAAUGGAACGAAUCCCUUGACAAUAUAUCUAACUUAGAGGCGUAAAUGAUUUGAAAACGUUUUAACUUCAAAACGAAUAAAAUUCUAUGAGAAUAUAAUUUUUGAAUUAAAAAAAACUUUAAAUUAAAGGUUUAUUUCAAAACUACUUUAUACAUAUUUAAAUAAUUAGUUUCCUUUUUGAAAUCUGUUAAACAUGUAUUUCGAUUUAAAAUCGUUAGUAGUUCUUUUACGUUUUUCUAAGUUUCUAUAUUUUUUAAUUGUUAAAAAGUGCCAUGUUGCAAGUUAUUUUUAUAAAAAUUUUUCUUUUUUUGAUUAACAUUUUAGUUUUAUGUAUAAAAUAAGUGAAACUAUUAUUAACUGAGAUUAUUAAGUUGGAAACUUAAUUUAAUUUUAUUCAGUUUAUUUGUAUGUGUGUGUUUUUUUUCUCAAUUUACUCUUGAAAUUGUUUUUUUG
This is a messenger RNA of Lucilia cuprina (Australian sheep blowfly), 2342 nucleotides long. RefSeq lists its product as uncharacterized. Bases 1 to 1926 code for a protein of 641 amino acids. Gene Ontology annotation, molecular function: protein binding; calcium ion binding. NCBI's taxonomy places the organism in Eukaryota, Metazoa, Arthropoda, Insecta, Diptera, Calliphoridae. The transcript is spliced from 10 exons. The record is from RefSeq and is a predicted model, not a curated record.